AUGAACAACACGACAUUUUAUUGUAAAAAUCAUACAAUAAUUUUUUAAAUCUCCCGAAUAAAAUACAUGUCUAAAAAACAUUUUAAAGAUAUCUUUUAAAAAUAUCUUUAAGACUACACUACGAAAUAUAAAUAAAGUCGUUUUUCUGACACUUUAUAAGAUAUUUAAAAAAUUAUAGACAUUAAUACUUUCUAUCUCUGGGAGUUCCAAAUGAGAACAGGUACGUGGAUUCCACGUGUUUUACGUAGAAUAAACGGAUAGAACUUUAUCGACAAGAUUUUCACAUGAACUCGACGUAAACACUGCUACAUAGAUUUUAAUACAUUUUAUCCACAUAGAAUUACUGACAAAAUUUGACGGAAAUUGUGAUAAGAGAUAACGAUGUGGACUUCAAAAGAAUAAAUUUACAUCGAUUUUCAUCCUGUACAAUCCAAGUAGAAUUAUUGAUUAAAUUUAAAGGAGAUAAAAAUAGGAGACAGCAACACAAACUUCACAUGACGAAAACACCAUGAAGAAGCUGUACUUCGCUGCUGUAGCAGGGCAAAAUUCGAGAAAAAUAAAUUUAUGUAAUUUAAAAUUAUAUAAUGCUGUGAGGAACAUUUGUUAUAAACCCAUGCACUGCAAAAACAGAAGUGUUAUUAGGUGUGUUAAAACAACACACAAUUCACAAAUGUGGUGUAUUGAUGUUUUUAAAUAACACAGUUGCUGUUAUAGAUUGAAACGAUACACAUGGUGACUGAACUACACACGAGUUUUGUGUUACAAUGAAUAAUACACUUCAUUCUGUGUUAAUUUCACAACUCAGUAAAUCGAAUGCAUAUAAUGUGUGUAUAAUUAAUCGUAGAAUAUAUUUAGAAAAAAUAACAGAUCAUUAAAAUUACACACUUACAGGAAUUAUACGCGAAGCUCGCAGUAAUAAAAAAAAAGAAUUUAAAAACAGUAUUAAUGUGAUGAAUGUAUUAUAGUUGCCAUUGAUAAAAGUAUAUUUUUACGUUUAUUCUGCGAUAAGCAUACUGCAUAUUAUGCAGGAAAUUUAGGUAUACUGUCAGUUGGCAUAAAUCUCGGUUGGGCGUCGCCAUCCUUGCCCUUACUUAUAAAUGGCGAUAAUGAUGGAUAUCCUGUGCGUUUGACUAUGAAAGAAGCCUCUUGGGUGGUUUCCUUAUUUUUUCUCAGUACCAGCGGAGGUUGUGUUAUUCCUGCAUUGAUAGUGAAUACCAUCGGCAGAAAGAACACCAUGUUAUUAGGGGCUGCACCCUCGAUAAUCGGCUACUUGAUGAUAAUCUUCGCAACAUCAUCGUGGGAGCUAUACGUUUCGAGAUUUAUACUCGGAAUAACUGGUAGUAUUAGUUUAACAGUCACGCCGAUGUAUUUAGGCGAGAUUUCGCCAGCAGAUGUUCGCGGCAUUUUGGGAUCCAUGAUGUCGGUCGCUCUAAACCUUGGCACUUUAAUCGAGUUCAUGAUAGGCCCGUUUGUAUCAGUGAAAAAUCUCGCUCUUAUUUCUUUGGUAGGACCGUGCUUGUUUCUGAUCACUUUCAUCUGGUUACCGGAAUCUCCGUACCACUGGAUACGUUGCGAUGCCAAACAGAAAGCCAUAAAUUCUCUCGUCCAAUUGAGAGACAAAGAAGAUGUUUAUAAGGAAGCGGACAGUAUCGAGCAAUCUGUAAAAGCCGAUUUAGCUAACAAAGCUGGUUUUCGUGAACUUCUAUUUACACCAGGUAAUCGUAGAGCCCUAAUAACGGUCGUGUGUCUGUGCUCGAUUCAACAGUUGAGCGGCAUUCAAGCCGUGUUGCAGUACGCUCAAAUGAUUUUUGAUCAUGCAAACGGUAAACUGGAGGGCAAGUAUUUGACUAUGAUACUGGGUGCUGUGCAGUUAGUUUGUGCAGUUGUCUGCAUGAUGAUCAUCGAUCGUAGCGGCAGAAAGCCAUUGCUCACAAUCUCCGCCAUCGGUACAGCGUGCUCAAGCGCCAUAGUUGCAUCAUAUUUUCAUCUUCAAUAUUAUCACGUAGAUACCAGCAAUAUAGUGUGGUUGCCAGCCAUCUGUGUGAUUCUAUACAUUAUUAUGCAUUCCUUGGGUUUGGGAGCGUUACCACUCACCAUGGCCAGCGAAAUGUUCCCCACAAACGUAAAGACUCUCGGCAUAAUGACAAGCGUAAUGAUGUUAAAUUUCAUAGGUUUUAGUAUAGCUGAAUUGUAUCCGGUUAUAAGCGAAAAGGCCGGUAUACACACGCCGUUCUGGAUAUUCACCGCGUGUAAUCUCGCUGGUGCUGUAUUCACGCUUCUUUACGUAAUUGAAACCAAAGGUAAGACGCUGGAGCAGAUACAGGAGGAGCUGCAUGAUCUGUCGAAACAGAAAGUCAAAAGUGAAAUACAUUCAAACGUCGACUUUCCUUUGAGGAAUUUUUGAAGGAUAUUUGCGAAUUGUUUGUAUUUAAUCGAAGAAAGUACGGGGUUUAUACUUACUGUAAUUACCUCAUUUGAAGUGAGUAGUCUUUAUUUGUAUUAUUGUUAAAUGUAAAGUGGGUAAGGUAAUAUGUUUAAUAUAUGUACAAGUUAAUAUGUGUUUUGAUUAGUUAAGUUACGGUUAAUGGCUUAUAAAAUUAAUUUAGUUACAUGAUCAUAAAACUAACUAGUUAAAAGUUACAGUUAAUAGUUAAGAUUAAAUUUACUUAAAUUAAAAGUUAAUUUUGAAAGAUGUUAUUAAUAAGAAAUUAGAAACUUGUAAGUUUUUAAGUUAGAGUAAAACAAUAUGUAUUAUCAAAUUUAAUAUUUUAUUUAUACAUCAAGUUUAUAUAUUAAAUAACAAACAUAUACAAAAAUUGUAUUGUGGCUCACAAUAUAGACUACAGAUCACUUCAAUUAAUUGUCUUACAUGAAUAUAAGUUUUUUUAGAAUUUAUGACGUUUGUCAUUUAUAUUAUUAUUUAAUAUUAUAUUAUUAUAUUAUUAUAUUAUUAUUAUUUAUAUUAUUAUUAUUAUGCGGUUUAAUACUGUUUCUAUCUAUUGUCAAAAUACAUAAUAGGUUUGUUUAUAUUAGCUAAAAAAAUUAAAUAUAGUGGAAACGUAUCUACGUAUUAUGAAACAUUCUAGGAAUAAAUUCUUAUUUUUAAAAAAUCUA
This is a messenger RNA of Solenopsis invicta (red fire ant), 3114 nucleotides long. Its product is annotated as facilitated trehalose transporter Tret1-2 homolog. The transcript is spliced from 6 exons. The coding region runs from base 1133 to 2404 and encodes 423 amino acids. Gene Ontology annotation, biological process: transmembrane transport. Gene Ontology annotation, cellular component: membrane. Gene Ontology annotation, molecular function: transmembrane transporter activity. NCBI's taxonomy places the organism in Eukaryota, Metazoa, Arthropoda, Insecta, Hymenoptera, Formicidae. The record is from RefSeq and is a predicted model, not a curated record.